AUGUCUAGCAUCACACCAUCUGCCUUGAGACAGGCAUCUCGAGCCUAUGCUCGCCGGCUGUCUUCGACACAGCAUAGCUCCCUGGCUUCCGCGCCCUUCCCCAGACGAGUGCUCGCCACUUCCGGUGCUGCUACUUCGAGGCGGGCUUAUGUCACUGAGACCAAAGCUGGAAAUGCCCAGGUCACGAUGGAUACAGCUAUCAAGCAGGAGCAGAAGAACUUCGUUAAGCAGACGGGCCUCCAGCCUGGAAAGGUGGAACUUCCCGCCUCCAGCAUAUCCGGAGAUGCUUCACUGAGUCCAUCCGCGGGCAUCCUGAAGCAAGCGACCGUUAUGGACCAAGGAACUCGGCCGAUCUACUUGGAUAUGCAAGCGACUACGCCGCUCGAUCCUCGUGUCCUCGACGCAAUGCUCCCUUAUCUCACCGGCAUCUACGGCAACCCCCAUUCGAGAACUCACGCGUACGGCUGGGAGUCUGAGAAGGCCGUCGAGCAAGCUAGAGAGAACAUCGCUAAGCUGAUUGGAGCCGACCCCAAAGAGAUCAUCUUCACAAGUGGCGCCACCGAAAGCAACAACAUGAGCAUCAAAGGUGUAGCCAGAUUCUUUGGCCGCUCUGGCAAGAAGAAGCAUAUCAUCACAACCCAGACCGAGCACAAGUGUGUCUUGGAUAGCUGCCGUCAUCUGCAGGAUGAAGGAUUUGAGGUUACAUAUCUCCCCGUCCAGAGCAAUGGUUUGAUUCGGAUGGAAGAUCUCGAAGCGGCCAUUCGUCCCGAUACCGCUUUGGUCAGCAUCAUGGCUGUCAACAACGAGAUCGGUGUUAUCCAACCAAUGGAGGAGAUUGGAAAGCUGUGCCGCUCGAAGAAGGUCUUCUUCCAUACCGACGCGGCCCAGGCAGUGGGCAAGAUUCCGUUGGAUGUCAACAAGCUGAACAUCGACCUGAUGUCCAUUUCUAGCCAUAAGCUCUAUGGCCCCAAGGGUAUUGGUGCUUGCUAUGUGCGCCGCAGGCCUAGAGUUCGUCUUGAGCCCAUCAUCUCCGGUGGUGGACAGGAGAGAGGAUUGCGCAGCGGCACCCUCGCUCCUCACCUGGUUGUUGGAUUCGGUGAGGCUUGCCGCAUCGCCUCUCAAGAUAUGGAUUAUGAUCGAAAGCACGUUGAACGGUUGUCGAAGCGCCUGCUGGACGGGCUUCUGGCGAUGGAACACACCACCCUCAAUGGAGACGCUGAGCGCCACUAUCCCGGCUGCGUCAAUGUUUCCUUUGCGUACAUCGAAGGCGAGUCUCUUCUGAUGGCUCUCAAGGAUAUUGCCUUGUCUUCUGGUAGCGCCUGUACCUCCGCCUCUCUGGAACCCAGCUAUGUCCUUCGUGCGCUGGGCAGCAGUGAUGAAAGUGCUCACAGCAGUAUCAGAUUUGGUAUUGGACGAUUCACGACCGAGAGCGAGAUUGAUUAUGUCCUUAAGGCUGUAACGGAUCGUGUCCAGUUCCUGCGGGAGCUGAGUCCCUUGUGGGAGUUGGUCCAGGAGGGCAUUGAUCUGAACACCAUCGAAUGGAGUCAGCAUUAA
This is a messenger RNA of Aspergillus clavatus NRRL 1, 1554 nucleotides long. RefSeq names its product IscS subfamily cysteine desulfurase. The record is from RefSeq and is a predicted model, not a curated record. Gene Ontology annotation, biological process: [2Fe-2S] cluster assembly. Gene Ontology annotation, molecular function: pyridoxal phosphate binding; cysteine desulfurase activity. Lineage: Eukaryota; Fungi; Ascomycota; Eurotiomycetes; Eurotiales; Aspergillaceae. Gene Ontology annotation, cellular component: nucleus; mitochondrion; cytosol. The coding region runs from base 1 to 1554 and encodes 517 amino acids. The transcript has 2 exons.